This is a messenger RNA of Vitis vinifera (wine grape), 788 nucleotides long. Its product is annotated as putative gamma-glutamylcyclotransferase At3g02910. Gene Ontology annotation, molecular function: gamma-glutamylaminecyclotransferase activity. Lineage: Eukaryota; Viridiplantae; Streptophyta; Magnoliopsida; Vitales; Vitaceae. The record is from RefSeq and is a predicted model, not a curated record. Bases 154 to 675 code for a protein of 173 amino acids. The transcript has a single exon.
CUCAAUCGGAAAUUGUCUCACAAAUCUAAAUAUCAUAAUCUUGGCACCUUAUUUUCCUUUCUAUUGUACUUUUUGCUUCCCCUCUCUCUCUUUUGCACGCUGAGAGCAAAUCACAAGGCCCUGUGUGUUUGAUCGAAGAAGAAGCCUCACAAGAUGGGGGCGGAAGAGGAUCGCUUCCACAGCCUCAUCUUCACCUACGGAACCCUAAAGCGAGGCUUCUCCAACCACGUCCUCAUACAGGACCUCAUCGCCACCGGUGACGCUACCUUCGUCGCCGUUUGCCGCACCACCGCCCAAUUCCCCCUCGUCUGCGGCCCUUACCGCGUCCCCUUCCUCAUCAACCUUCCAGGCUCCGGCCACCGCGUCUCGGGCGAGCUCUACGCCGUCUCCGCCCGCGGCCUCGGCCUCAUGGACGAGCUCGAGGGCACCAGCCACGGCCACUACGAGCGCCUCCCGAUCGAGAUCGAGGAGGCCGCGGGCGACGGAGAGAGGCGGCGGUGGGUGGAGGCGUACUUCGCGCACAGCAGCUACGCGGCGGAGCUGUGGCGGAAGAGCGGAGAGAGAGGGUACAGCACGUACUCAGAGAAGGAGGCCACCGGGUACGUGAAGAGGAAGGAUCGGCCCCAGAAUCUGAGUUUUCUAGAGCAGAUUCGUUUGUUUGUGGCAUCAUCUUGAUCUUUUCUACGUGCAAUGCAAAGUUCGAAUUUGAAACUUUGAAUUGAAUUAUAUUUCUCGUUUGCUGGAUGUAAUUCAAAAUUUGAAUAUGAAACUUUUAAUGAUUGCUAGAA